AUGAGCGCAUCUGCCGAACCCCGAGCAAACGUGCUCUUAUUUGGCGGCGGGGCAGUUGGAGCCAUCGCCGCCCUCAACAUUGAAACGGGCGGCCUGGGUGCAGUGACGGCAGUGCUGAGAUCCAACUUCCAGGUGGUGCGGGAUACAGGAUACACGAUUGAGAGCGUGGACCACGGAAGUCUGAAAGGAUGGAGACCAACCAAAGGCGAGCAGCUCUCCCUCAGCCUCCUGGUCAACACUGUGCCCGAUGUCAGCAAAGAGAACUUGCCGCCGUUCGACUACAUUGUCACCACCACUAAGAACUGCCCCGACAUACCGCCCACGCUUCCCGAGCUCAUUCGCCCCGCCGUCACGCCGGGCCACACGACGAUCGUGAUGAUUCAGAACGGACUGAACAUUGAGCGAGCAAUGUUUGAGGCUUUCCCCACCAACGUGGUGCUGUCCGGGGUGUCCAUGAUCGACAGUCACGAAGGGCAGCUGGGCGAAAUCCUCCAUGAAGAAAAGGACGUUCUUCACCUGGGGGCGUUUCAAAACCCCACAUUGGACGAUCACGAACGCGAAAUCGCCCUGGCACACAACUUCAUCCAAAUCUACGGUGCGGGGGGGAAAACUGAUGUCAGAUUCUCCGAAGACGUGCCAUGGGCCAGGUGGCGCAAGUUGGUCUUCAAUGCGGUGCUCAAUCCACUGUGUGCCAUCACCGGCCUGGACGAUGCCCGAAUCCGACUCACCGACAGUCUGGUCGAGGGAUUGGUGAGGCCGGCGAUGAAGGAGAUCAUCGACACCGCGGCCAAGCUUGGGCAUAUUUUACCCGCCGACAUCAGCGACACCAUGAUCCAUUUGGAUCCCAUGGACUUGUAUCUCAAGCCGAGUAUGCAAUGCGAUAUCGAGAAGGCAAGUGAAGCCCCCUGUGGAAACUUUAUGGAGUUCGAAUAUCUACUGGGAGAGCCACUUCGAGAAGCAAGAAAGGUGGGCGUGGCGACGCCAAACUUGAAUGUCUUGUACGAAAUAUGCAAGGCUCUACAGUGGAAGAUCAAGGAACAGAAAGGACUGGUCAAGGUGCCUCCUAAGAGAAUACUGUAG
Molecule: messenger RNA, 1080 nt
Organism: Capronia epimyces CBS 606.96
Lineage: Eukaryota; Fungi; Ascomycota; Eurotiomycetes; Chaetothyriales; Herpotrichiellaceae
Exons: 3
Coding region: 1-1080 (359 amino acids)
Cellular component (GO): cytoplasm
Molecular function (GO): oxidoreductase activity
Source: RefSeq, a predicted model, not a curated record